This is a messenger RNA of Racocetra persica, 248 nucleotides long. Lineage: Eukaryota; Fungi; Glomeromycota; Glomeromycetes; Diversisporales; Gigasporaceae. The record is from the annotation of a GenBank genome assembly.
CUGAGAGAGAUGAUUGCGAAAGCAGAAUAAUAACAGACGAGAUCGCGAAUCAUAAAGAAACUAUCAAUGGUGACCUUAAUAAAAAUAAGUUGACCAAAAAAUGUUCACGCUCAGUAAUAACUUCUUCAAAAGGAAGAGGUGUUAAAACUGUCAAGAAUAGGUCUAGGGCCGAGUCAUCUGAUAAUAGUCAGGUUGUAAAAAAAGUCAAAAGUGAAAUAGAUUCGGAAAAAGGAACUCAAUUAAUAAAG